Molecule: messenger RNA, 2309 nt
Organism: Ornithodoros turicata
Lineage: Eukaryota; Metazoa; Arthropoda; Arachnida; Ixodida; Argasidae
Exons: 8
Coding region: 905-1963 (352 amino acids)
Source: RefSeq, a predicted model, not a curated record
UCCCUCAGUUGGUGCCACACAAAAAUGGCAAUGUUUUCAGUUGUGCUGGAAAAAUAUUUUCAUAUCAGAAAAUUUGUACUCGCCAAUGUGUGUUGAGACUUUGCACCUGACUUUAUCUUUGAAAUAAGGAACGUCCUCAUCUAUGUUCUUGUGGUCUAGCACAUCCAUAAUUGCGUCCUGAAAUAAUGCAGUGAACGCUGUAAUUAUUGGAGUCAAGUUCGUAGCAGGACUUUCCUUUAUGAGUUGCUUGACAUCUGUGAUAUUUAUCACCAUACCUGUGGUGGGGUCCACCUGUGAACCCAACUGUCCUGUUAACCUCUAUUAAGGUAAUAAAAGCUACGCAAUUUGCCAGGCUUACCUCGCCGCGUAACGUUACUUCCACUGCAAAGAUUAUAUAUUCCACUGCAUAUACAGGCGUGAGCUUUUUAACCUCACAGAGGCCGAAGACACUUACGUUUAUAGUUGUGUCCGUGUCCAUUGGGGUUAUUGCAUUUGCCAUAAAGUUCGCGGUUUUCUUCGUCAGAUAAAAAAGGGCUGAAAAUAUCGGUCGUUAAGUUUCUUUGCCGUUCACAGUGUAGUCUACAAACCUAUGCAAACGAUGACAUGCACUGAAUGUCUCUAUCCGAGUGACAGAAACUAAAGGAGCAGAGCCAUCCCCGGAAGAACCCAUGUUCCUUCUUUCACCCAUUACCUACUCCCAUCUUUCCAGACGAUGACGAUAAUCUGAUAGAUACUACGGUUGUCAUGGAAACUCCAAUUGGCAGUCGGCUCUAUGGCUUUGGAUGCAAAAUUGGCUAGCCUCGCGUCUUAUGACUAGGCUUUUGGACAACUUUUAAGCCGUGAAUAGCCACACAGUUUGUUGUACGCAUUCGAUUAUAUCUUGCAACAUGUGCGAUCGCACACUAUGUUGAAAAACCUUCUACCACCAACACUAAGCUCACUGAGACUGGUGAUAUGCAGUCGUGAAUUCGCCCAUCAGACUGUGGGGCAAAGGAUAUCAGAGGAACGUGUAGUGCAUCACGUGUAUAGGGACCUGUACCCAUGGAAAUCGAAAGGCGAAUUCGUCAAUCACAUUGUUGAUAGUAUUUUCUACAAUGAAGGCGGUCUAAUAGCAUUUAACAAGCCCUAUGGAGUUGCCAUAGAGUCGGAGGACAAACACCGGAGCUCACACAGUUCAUUCACAAAAAAGAGACAACACAUUUCUGGGAUAGGAGACUGUCCCUACAGCAUAGAGGAUUCUUUGUCGGAAGUGGCCAACUGCCUUAAAGUCGAGCAUUUGACGUGCGUGAAGUCUGCUGAAAGGUACGCCAGUGGGCUGACCCUUCUUGCCUGUACAGAGGAUGCGCUACGUAGUGCCAAGAAAGCUAUACUUCGAAGCAAACCCAUGAAUGUGCCCUACAUAACUGCCUGGAUUAUUACAAGAGGAUACCCCGCAGAGCCUACCUGUCGGGAGCGUGUGGCCAUGAAGUUUGUUCAGGUCGGCCAAGACGAGAAGCAGGUUACAGUCGUGAAAGAGUUUUCCAAGAGGGAUGUCCUGCGGAAGCAAGUCAAGCCAGUGUUGGUGGAAUGGAGCGUGCUGGCAAAAAAUACGGUACUAUCGGCUAGUCUGAUGGAGAUAUCCACCACUUCUGUUGGAUGGCAUUUUCUACGUGCGUAUCCUGCAACUAAGGCGGCCUGCGUUCUGGGAGAUCCAAUGAAUCGUGUAGCAGAUGUCCUUGGGAAGCCCUUACCCCUCACCCCGCUGGGCGGCAUGCAGAUCCUACCGGAGGCCGUCUGCAACCAGCUGAAGAUCCCAAAAGGCGUAGAAGGUAACAGGAGAGUGCCUACGAUGGUACAUUAUCGUCGCCUUGCAUUGCCUGGCUACCGAGGGCAGAUGGACUUUACAAUCACCAACCCUCAUUUGCCAUUGCACUUUGAAUGGACACUGAAGCAACUGCAGCUGUUGCCCAGUACUAUAACAUGAAGUUCAGUGCUGUACAUGAAGUGGUACAAGAUGAUAGUUGCAACUUCCUUGCAGCCCCAGCUCAUCCUAGUAAGGUCCCACGGCACCAGGAAGGCCUUGUUAUUUCAUACGAUUGCUGUCAAUUUUAUAAAUUAUAGGGCAAGCAGAAAAAGUACCAGUUUCUUCAUAUCAGAGGUGAGAUUGGGAGACGAAGCUGGAGUGGAGUGUGGAUUUGUUGAUAAUGUGGCCUGUAGGACCCACAAAAUGCUACAUCAUUGUUACCUUAGGAAUAUAAUUUAAUGACAUUGUUGUCACCUAUCUAAGAUAGAUGCCAUUUUCAUAGACAGAAUAAACAUUUGCCACCUAU